Exophiala spinifera is the source of this 2457-nucleotide messenger RNA. RefSeq lists its product as uncharacterized. The record is from RefSeq and is a predicted model, not a curated record. Lineage: Eukaryota; Fungi; Ascomycota; Eurotiomycetes; Chaetothyriales; Herpotrichiellaceae. The coding region runs from base 1 to 2457 and encodes 818 amino acids. The transcript has a single exon. Gene Ontology annotation, biological process: TORC2 signaling. Gene Ontology annotation, cellular component: TORC2 complex.
AUGGAACCUCCACCACGUCGCACGGGGUUGCGAUCUCCUGUACCUCCUGCUUCUGUGUCUCCGAAUCCCUCGUCUCGUCCACAGUCAAAACAAAGCGACCGACCGCGUUCAAGUGGGAGUGAAUCUUCGGGGUCGUCGAGCCUGUCUGUCGUAAAGAGAUCUCCAUACAACCACCAGUUACCCUCCUUUGUGUCACACAAUAACACCAGCAAUGUCUCGCUGUCGCACACCAGGCCAUCGGCACAAUACCUUCCGCGAGACGGCGCAAGGCCAAAUCCGCCCUCAGACAUUCAUAGACAUCGUCCACGACAGCAUUCCCAAGGAUAUUUUGAGCCUUCGAUGCCCUCUGCGUCUCUGGCAAGUCAGUCUGUCCUACAUGAACACUCGGCGAUGUCGACCCUCACGCCUUCCCAGAUCGCCGCACAAGCCGCGAUGCAGCAUCUCAAUGCUGUCAAUCACAACCGCAAAAGGUCUCAAACUGUCCCCUUUCCACAAGAGCAAAGUCACCAAGAAAGCCGUCGAAGCAGUAAGGGUUCAAAUGGCUCACACGAAGGACAACCGCAAACAUCCCCUCACGAUCAGCAGUACCGGAAUGGUCUCAUCGGGAACAAUGCGGCGGCAACAGCGGCGAGCGUAGCCUUCCCUAGGAACGCCGCCUCCUCCAGUCAGGUCUCGUUGGUCGAAGAGGAAAAAUCUAGAAAAGGCCUGAAACGGUUCAAGCCGAAGCAUAUGGUGCUAUCGAGAGAUAAAGACAAAGAACCAAAAGAAAAGGCCUUACCAUCACCAAGCAAGCUGGCGCCAAGUGGAUUAUCCAAGGUCAUGAAUGCCUCGACAGUGAGUCUCACCGAAUCAUUAUCCUCUACAAAUUCUUCAAUAUAUCAACACGCCAACCCAUCGUCAAGUACGAUUGUUCCCAUCCCCGAACAAAAGGACAAGUCGCAUAAACACCACGGCUUGCGGCAGAAGUUGAAGUUGAAAGACAAGGAUGACAGUUAUGCCCUUCCUCUUUCCUCAGCAAACUCCAACUCCAGACCAGUCGACAUCAACAAUCCCCAGUCACUGUAUUCUUUUGCCCCGUCUUCCCCUGCUCCAUCCUCGACCUUCGCCAAGUCUGUGUCAGGGCUUGAUCUACGCCAUGGCGGCCGUGCAUUGCGCGAGAAGAAAAAAGAGGAGAAGGCGGCAUUUGCCAACCUUGAGACGGUGUACAGUCGAGGUGAAAGCGACACGUCCGAGUGGCCGUCACUAGGGACCAGCUAUACUAAUCAGUCCAUUACCAAUUUUAGUACUUAUGCCGAGGUCAAAGAAGCCGGAGCCGACCUUGGGUUGAAGAACAUGUCUGCGGAUGAUGCCUGGGACGCCUUGAGGGCAAAAAUUCUUAUCGUCUUUGAGGGAGAAGAUGUCCCGGUUCCGGUAGAAAACCUGAACAAGCUGGUAACUUUCCAUGUUCAGCGAUGUGUUCAACGAAGAGAUCCUAGCAUCGUCAUCGGAGAUUUGGAGGAUUUGUUAAAAACUGGCUUCCACAGCCUCAAUCACACGCUGCGCCAGGUUUCUGAUGAGAGACUUGUGUCGAGUCUUGUUGGUAUGUGGAUUCAGGUGUUUGGCAUGAUUCUGCCAUACAUGCAAGCCGUCUUUCUCCCUCUCGACCAAGAAUUCAAGGGCCGAGGCAGCAUCCUCACCAGUCCUAAGAUGGCCGCCGAGUUCUGGGGCGCUCUUCCCAGCGCAGAGUCGGGAAGUAAGCUGUCCUCAUCCCCAGCUUCUGGUAGCGGUAUGGACUUUGUGGUUGCUGCCGGAGAGGAGUUGGAGGUCAGGCGCAUCCUCUUAAUUUCAUUCCGAGACAUCGUCAUUCUUCCGAGGUUUGAAGUUUUGAAAGCCACUUUUUCAAGAUUGAGCCUGGAAAGCAUCAAUGUUAGCUUGGCUCAGUAUGACAACCCCACAAGACUUCGAGGAAACAGUGGAGGAAGUGACCGGCCUGCCACGGCUCAUAGCACCGAGCCCAUGUACGGGAGCUACAAUUCUCAGACCAGUACCCUGCUAGGCAGCUCUACCUCGGGGGGAAGAUCCCGUGCGACUUCCAAUCUGUCCGUGACCAGCAACCCUGCACAGGAUGUUGCUUUCCAAUCCUUCAGCUCCCCACCAGCGGCAAGACCUUCAGAUACUUCUUCAGCACACGUGACGGAAACCGUUGGUCGCAUGCUACAGUGCCUCUCCGUCCUCUGCUCGGUACAAUCUGGUGAUGACGCUCAGGGCAAGAUGGAAGAGCUGAACAGACAGCUGAAACUGAAUUGGCUUGGCCGUGGUCGGACGGGCCGAAAUAGGAAGGGCUUCGUCGGAAGCAGAGUCAGACCCAUGGUCAACGGAGGAACUACCAUGCGAAUCUUGGAUCGUGAUGGAAGUCCGACACCAACGCCUACUCGGCAAGGGACUGUCAGUAGGCAGGGUUAUGAUCACAAGGGAUAG